Molecule: messenger RNA, 3246 nt
Organism: Aspergillus brunneoviolaceus CBS 621.78
Lineage: Eukaryota; Fungi; Ascomycota; Eurotiomycetes; Eurotiales; Aspergillaceae
Exons: 6
Coding region: 1-3246 (1081 amino acids)
Molecular function (GO): protein binding
Source: RefSeq, a predicted model, not a curated record
AUGACUCGAACAAUCCCAAAUCACUACUGUCCGAUAUGUGGCAUUCUAAUUGCCCGUUCACUGGUCAUGCCUGGCACCGUGCCAACCGAUCUGGAAUGGUACCGGCAGGUCCGUGUGAUUCAGCUUCGCGGUGAUACAUUAGAUGAUCAAUGGCUAGUCACCCAACUCGCCACUGUGAGCGGCGUAGGAUAUGUCAGUCAUUCCAGUCGAAUCCAUGCCCCCUCGCACCAUGAUUGCUGUUUCAGCGACGACGGGGUUGGCAGCCUGAUGUCGUACAUCCGAUUCCGCGACCCAGCGUCAGGUACCUGGUCAUUCGACGUGCAUGAAUUAUGCUGGCAGAUUCUACUGCAGAGAGUCCCGGAGGGCCGAUCCGACCUCACCAGAUUUUCCACUCUUCUUUUCCAGAUGCUGUUUUGUACCACAUGGGGUAAGCAAAGAUACCUUCGUCCUGGUCAUGACUUCGGUGGCGCAGCCCAAUUUCAAAACCCGAUGGGGGUUAUGUUUUGCGAUAUGAUCGACCAAGGACUUGAUUAUCUCUCGGCUUGUCCUUCACAGUUCCGCAAUCUGGCAGAGAUUCUAUCGUGUGCCACCCCGGACACUCAAUUCUGCCCUCAACGAUCCACACAUAGAGCCCGGAGGCCGUCUUCACGCGAUGACAUAUUCUCCCCACUUUCAGUCGAGGUUCUAAUUAUGAUUGUGUCUCUCCUCCCUUCACCCGAUAUUCAGCACUUGCGAUUGGCGUCAAGAAGUCUCGCAUCCGCGACUGAUCCGUCAUCGCUGCCUCAGUCUUUCUGGCGCACCAGGUUUCUGGCAGAUGGCGAGAUGGGAUUUGCUUGGCCCGCUGACUCGACGGGUUAUCUCAACUGGCGUGACGCUUACUUUACGCUGAAGCAUGUUUUGAGCGAUACCUCCGGCUCCAGCUUUGCGCAGGCCAGAAACCGGCGGCGAAUAUGGAGACUUGCUGGUAUCAAUGCGGCUCUGCUUUCUCAGUUCUUGGAUGGAACCGACCUUUGUGGCGGUAUCUGUACCGAGGAUGCAGGUCUGUCUCAUAGCCCCAAUACAACUCCUGAAAAUGGGACACACGGCAAAAUGCUCAGCGCCCAAGUGUCGGAGGACUCUCACCGGCUACUUUCUGUAGGAAGUCUGAGGCUCCACGAUAGGACCGUCAUUUUACCUUUGGACGACUUCACUGUCAAGACCAUUCGUGUUUAUGUGAUUGACUUUAACUUGCAGUGUUUCAUCUCCGGUCUGGAAUUCGAACUUCUGCACCUUUCUACUCAAGCGUAUUCCAACAUCGCUCUGGGAUUUGCGCCACCCAAUGCCGGCCAUCUAAUUCACAUUGCCCCGUCCGUUUGUGUCACAGGAUUUGAACUGGAAGUCAGUUCGCGAGGCAUCACCAAUCUAAGAGUGCUCGUUGAAGGAAGCGACCACGGUGCAUGUCCGCCGCAGUGGGUGCGAGAUCAAGAGACGGACCGGGCCGAUAUCGCGUUGGGAAAGCUGGACUUCGGCGCUCCGAAAGCACGACGAAUCCGACUGGUCGCUCAGUUUGAUGUAACAUUGCAAGGGUACAACCGUAUGCUGAAUAUUGAUUUCGCGGGUGGCAACGGGGAGAAGCUUCCGCAACUGACAAGGAUAGUGACCCAUAUCCUCAAUGACUCGGCACCCAUUGUAGGAUUCACCUUCUAUUUCGACGACCGGACCUCUACCCACUUCGGUCGACAGGGCUUGAUGGAAGUAUCUUUGUUGAUUGAUGGACCCGGUGGGGAGUAUGUCACAGGUGUCACAGUCGCGAAGUCCACCAAGGAUAGCCGGAUCCUGUUACUUCGGAUGCGCACAAACCUUGGAAAGGAGCUUAUCACGGGUUGGGACGAGCUGAGCCGCUCUGAAGUAUCGGAUUACCGGCUAAAACUGCAUUUGUUUGACUCUCGCUCGAAUCCUCUCAUCAAACGUAAGGAAAUGACUGUCGAGGCGAUGCAAGCGCCCAUCGGGCAGCGCAUUACUGGAUUCAUUGCCACCCUUGAAGCAUCAAACAACUCGUUUCGUGCUUUCGGAUUACAGUGUCAGAGAACCCCGCCGCCGUAUGAAACGCGGGUCACGGACGCGGCCUUGCCGUACCCCGUUUCAACUGCCGCACGCUCAGCUUCCCCUCUAGGCUCAUAUAUUAUCAGAGAAAGAUCCAAUUUUUGUAGAGCCUUUACAUCUGCGAGCUUAAAAUCGGUCAAGUGUAUAAGAUUCUCGAGCGGAAACCUCGAGCGCCCGCGGCUCGACAAUGAAGUUUCCGGAUUAUGGUUUGAGUACUUCGAAUCUCCUCAUUCAAUCGUCGGUCAGUGGAUCUCUGAGUCUGUGUCGGUCACCCUUGAGCCCGGAGAGACGAUCACAGGAAUCACAAUAUGGCUGUCGAAUGGUUGCAAGGCCUUGAGCCAGGAGUUCUUCAUGGGCCGAGUCGUUCGCAUCAUGAUAACUACUCCCCUUCAGACUGUGGUGUAUCCGGAGGGACCUCCGCUAUCAGCCAAGGAGCAUACUAUCUUACGGUUUGAAGAAAGCUACCUCGAAGAAAUGUCGUGCUUUGUCUGGGUAUUCAACGGCGCGUGGGACUUUCCACGGGUAAUCCAAAAUCUCAAAUCGCCGAGUCAGAAGAUGGUUUUCUGGGACCCGGGCCAUACCCUCGAGGAACGGCCCUGGGCGACUCCCCAAAGCGCACUCUGGGCGGGAGGUAAUGGAACGAAUGGCCUGGUCUCCAUAGCUGGGUAUCACGGCUUGAAUAAGGAGGAUUACAUCACUGGCCUGAGGUUCACAUAUAAGUCCGGUGCUGUUCAGGAUAUAGGCGAUGUGGCCGCUGGACAGGCCCUUCGCUCUGUGCGACUUUCUCCGGACGAAAAUAUCCAACGGAUGUCCUUGAUUAAGGACUGGACGGGCCUCCUGCAAGUUACUUUCGAUUGCAUGAAACGGGGUGACAAGACAAAGACCCGGCGCGCCGUUAUCUCCACGCCGUCCGCGAAGAGGAAUUUACCCUCUAUGACGGGGAGAACAGAUCACGAGGAUGUCGACUUUCUUCAACGCAGGUACACAUCGCAUUACCGCCGUACAGCGGGAGAUGCGCAGAACGGGGAAGGAAGUUUGCCUGAGGGAGAGGCUAUUGGGCUGUGGGGGUUCAAAAUGCUGGAUGACAAGUUGUUUGUUGGGGUCGUGAUAUUACAGGGGUCUGGGCCCCGUACUAAAAUUACCAGUCGCUCGCGCUUCAAGUGA